AUGCAACGAAUUCCUGCAUCCAUUGAGUGGGCUGGACUCCGAAACGAGGCUUUCGGAACUGUCAGAGCUUGCUUCCGCGAGUUUUCAUCCAACCUGGAGACUAUUGCAUCAGGCUAUAAAAUGUUUUCGAAAAAAGGGCGGCCAUUCGUUGUGCCUACGACAAGCUUUGAGCCGCACAUUAUGCUGCCCAGGGAUUAUAUCAAAUGGCUGGUCGAUCAGCCAGAAGACAUUCUCUCCCACGGGCAGGUCCAUGGUGAGAAGCUGGGGCUCCGUUAUCUAUUUCCAGGAUUCGAUUACACCACAGAUAUAGCGCUGAUCACCGCCAUCCGUCUUCAUCUGACUCGCAAUCUUGGGAACAUUGAAGGGGACCUAAUCAAAGAAAUUCGCUCCGUUACUGAUGCGACGUUCGGAGUGGAUGAUCAGACUUGGACUGAAGUCAACCUCUUCACAGCCAUGAAUACGAUCGUGUUCAAUUCCAGCGGCUUUCUCUUGUUUGGAGAGCCUCUUUGCCGUAAUGAAAGGUUUAUGCGGUCGAUGCGAAGAUUUGGGGAUAUAUUUGGCGCAGGAAUGCUUUGUGUGGGUCAACUCACUCCCCGACUCUUUCGCAGGGUAGUUGGCUGCCUGUUUGUUAUUCCAACGGCAUACUACCAGGCUAUAUGCGCGAGAUACCUUUGGCCGGUGUUCGCCGACCGAUUGGAAAAGAUGAAGCGGAACAGAGUCGACCCGGCAUUCAAUUAUAAUGCGCCAAAUGACCUCAUUACUUGGAUGUUCCGCGCGGCUCUCGACAUGAAAGACUCAACCAUUGAAAGCCCUAGACCGCUGGUAAAGCGGUUUACACUUGUGACAUCAGGUGCUAUCUCAUCGUCAUCCGUGACCGCUACGAAUAUGUUGAUUGACGUACUAAGUUCUGAUUUAAAUUUACACUACUAUCGGACACUUCGUUCGGAGGCCGAAUCUGUCUUCCCAACAACAGAUCACUGGGCGCGUCCAGCCAGUCUGCUGCAAUUACGGCAUAUGGACAGUACAAUACGAGAAAGCUUGAGGAGGAGCCCCAUUCUUGUGCGAGGUCUCUGGAGGGAAGUAAUGCCAAAAGACGGCGUCACUCUUCCAAACGGGCAGCGCCUUCCGCAAGGUGCUUGGCUCGGCGUCCCUGUUCCGGGAAUCCACAACGACGAACGUUACUAUCAUGAACCGGAAGUUUAUGCACCUUUCCGAUUCGUUCCUAGCAGCUUGCAAGAUCGAAACGUUGCAAAAGGGGACGAUACGAAUGCUGAGAAUUGCAAACCAGCUAUUUUGACUAUGACCAGUGAUACUUUUCUUCCAUUUGGAUAUGCGCGUCACUCUUGUCCAGGUCGUUGGUUCGCCUCGCACCAUCUUAAGCUUGUCUUGGCGUAUAUCGUUGUACACUAUGAUAUUCAACCCCUCCAAGAACGUCCUCUGAACCACAUAUGGGGGGAGCACCCUGUUCCCUCACCAAACACAUUGAUCAAAGUGAGGAGGAGGAAAGUCACUUAA
This is a messenger RNA of Penicillium canescens, 1515 nucleotides long. Its product is annotated as cytochrome P450. The transcript has 4 exons. The record is from RefSeq and is a predicted model, not a curated record. Bases 1 to 1515 code for a protein of 504 amino acids. Gene Ontology annotation, molecular function: oxidoreductase activity, acting on paired donors, with incorporation or reduction of molecular oxygen; monooxygenase activity; heme binding. Lineage: Eukaryota; Fungi; Ascomycota; Eurotiomycetes; Eurotiales; Aspergillaceae.